AUGGAUAUUAUGGCACAUUGCAAGAAUAUGAAAAAAGAUAAACAAUGCAUGAUCCAGUACUACCACAAGUUUUUGUUGAAUAGGUAUGGCGAGAAAGCAGAAAAUGUGUCGGUUGUAGAGGAUUGGUUUUGUCCUAAGUGCAUAGGCAAUUGUAACUGCAACUUUUGCAUGAAGAAAAUGGGGCACAAACCUGUUGGUAUACUCGUGCACACCGCUAAGUCAAUUGGUUUUUCUUCUGUUUCGGAGAUGCUUCUAGUCAGAGGUUCUGAUUAUCAGUCAGGAAAGGAACUUCCACUUUCCAUACAAGAGAAACAAGAAAAGAAUAUUGUAAGUGAAGAUUUGGGUUUGAAGGCGAAAAAGGAUGUUGCCCAAGAGAAAAAUAUUCGUAGAAAAACUAAAAAAAGAUCAAAUUUGAAAAUUGUUAAAUCGAUUGAACUACAACCCGAAGAUGUGGGUCAUGCAUUGCAAUUCUUAGAGUUUUGCACUACUUUUGGAGAGGAGAAACAACUGAAACAGCAGAUGAAGUACAAGUUGACUCAAGCUAACAAUUCAAAAAAUAACAUUCCACUUUCCGAGCAUGAAGUCAUAGUAUCAAAAUAUAAGAUGCAGGUAGCCGAAGCUCAUGAUGAGAUGCUGCAGUCAAAAGGAUGCUGUGCACGGAAAAACAACACUGCAAGGCUAGUAGGACCAAGCCCAUUCUGGUAGACAAGGAAUGCCACUCAUUUUGGAGAUUGAAGGGUUUUGAUGAUGAGUUUAAUGUUUUACGUCAAGGUAUACUUUACAUUUUUCUUUACCACUCAAUUACAUAAUAGUUCAAUUUUGAGCUUAAUUAUGA
Molecule: messenger RNA, 835 nt
Organism: Impatiens glandulifera
Lineage: Eukaryota; Viridiplantae; Streptophyta; Magnoliopsida; Ericales; Balsaminaceae
Exons: 7
Coding region: 1-705 (234 amino acids)
Biological process (GO): regulation of DNA-templated transcription
Cellular component (GO): nucleus
Source: RefSeq, a predicted model, not a curated record